Tripterygium wilfordii is the source of this 1434-nucleotide messenger RNA. Its product is annotated as peroxidase 42-like. Gene Ontology annotation, biological process: response to oxidative stress; hydrogen peroxide catabolic process. The record is from RefSeq and is a predicted model, not a curated record. Gene Ontology annotation, molecular function: heme binding; peroxidase activity. Lineage: Eukaryota; Viridiplantae; Streptophyta; Magnoliopsida; Celastrales; Celastraceae. The coding region runs from base 154 to 1155 and encodes 333 amino acids. The transcript has 4 exons.
UUAACGAGGCACCGAUUCCAAAACCCAAAAGGUUCACAAAAUUGUUCUUAACUUUUUUUUUCCUGGGGGGCAAAACUGAUCACUCUUUUCCUUAUUUAAGAAAGGCACACCAGAGAUCCAAAGCAGGUCAGUGACCCUUGAGUAGGAGUAAAAAUGGAAGCAAAAGCUCUCUUCUUCUUUGCUUUGUUAUCCUUUUCAGUGUUGUCCUUCAGGCCUGCUUUUGCAGACAAUGAAGAAGAGCAAGACCCAGGUCUUGUUAUGAACUUCUAUAAGGACUCAUGCCCUCAAGCAGAGGACAUCAUCAAAGAACAAGUCAAUCUGCUCUACAAGCGCCACAAGAACACUGCUUUCUCUUGGCUCAGAAACAUCUUCCAUGACUGUGGUGUUCAAAGUUGUGAUGCUUCAUUGCUUCUGGACUCAACAAGGAGGACCUUGUCCGAGAAGGAGACAGACAGGAGCUUUGGUUUAAGGAACUUCAGGUACAUUGAGACCAUCAAAGAAGCUGUGGAGAGGGAGUGUCCUGGAGUUGUCUCCUGUGCUGAUAUUCUUGUUCUCUCUGCUAGAGAUGGCAUUGUUUCGCUGGGAGGACCUCACAUUCCUCUCAAAACAGGAAGGAGAGAUGGCAGGAAGAGCAGAGCAGAUGUGGUUGAGCAAUACCUCCCAGAUCACAAUGAAAGCAUGUCUGCUGUCCUUGACAGGUUUUCUUCAAUUGGGAUUGACACUCCUGGAGUGGUUGCCUUGCUAGGAGCACACAGUGUUGGUAGAACCCACUGUGUCAAACUGGUGCACCGUUUGUACCCAGAAGUGGACCCUAGACUCAACCCUGACCAUCUCCCACACAUGCUCCACAAAUGCCCUGAUGCAAUCCCAGAUCCUAAAGCUGUACAGUAUGUGAGAAACGACCGUGGGACACCCAUGGUGCUGGACAAUAACUACUACAGAAACAUAUUGGACAACAAGGGUUUACUGAUAGUGGAUCACCAACUAGCCACUGAUUCAAGGACAAAGCCUUAUGUGAAGAAAAUGGCCAAGAGUCAGGGCUACUUCUUUAAGGAGUUCUCAAGGGCCAUCACUCUUCUCUCAGAGAACAAUCCUCUGACAGGCAAAGAGGGUGAGAUCAGAAAGCAGUGCAAUCUUGCUAACAAGCUCCACUAGAAGCUUAAUUUACUGCUACAUAGUCUACCUCUUUUGUUUGUAUGAGAGGGACAAUAAGGUGCUCAUUCUAGAUAUAUGUUUGUUUUUAAAUGGGCAAAAUGUUGGUCCUAGUGAGUGGUUUGAUUGCAUGAACUGUUUUUCAGCUUAGUUUCACAUUUCUGUUGUUGCUGUAAUGUUUUAGUGUUUUUGUUGGAGAUGGGGAUAAUGGAUUGUGACAUGUAUGUAUAUAUUUAUGUAUUGGAUUAUAGUGGAUGGUGUAUGAAGUGAUGAUUAAUGCUC